Messenger RNA from Cornus florida, 2060 nucleotides. RefSeq names its product probable galacturonosyltransferase-like 4. The record is from RefSeq and is a predicted model, not a curated record. The transcript has a single exon. Lineage: Eukaryota; Viridiplantae; Streptophyta; Magnoliopsida; Cornales; Cornaceae. Gene Ontology annotation, cellular component: Golgi apparatus. Gene Ontology annotation, molecular function: glycosyltransferase activity. Bases 364 to 1443 code for a protein of 359 amino acids.
CUUUACAAAAAAAUCUUCUCUAGAAGUAUGGAAAAAAUGAAUUUUAACUUUUUUAUUUUAUAAAUUUUUUUAUAAAAAAGGUGGGGGUCUAGUUCCCCAAUAAAUUAAAAUGAAAUUGACAACUUUUUAAUUUUUAUUUUAUUUCUUUAGAAAUAUGGAAAUAAUAUAUAUAUGAAUUACAUGGGUGUUUAUUAGAGAUCCUCCGAGGAUUCUUCUCUUCCUCACAAUCCCACCAACCUCUCUCCUUGCCUUUGAUCACUCAUUUCUAACCUCUCCUAAACCUUCUCUUAACCAGCUCCAAUGGCUGCCGCUUCCUUUCUUCUUCCCUAAAACUUGUGCAUUCUAAAUGCUGCUAAGGGCAGGAUGGCCUUCCGGAGCUCCUCUUUUUUCUCACUCCUUGGCCUCCUGUCUCUCUUCCCCAUCCUCAUCCACCCUUCCACCACCUCCUCCGCCCCCAUCACCACCGCUGGCAUCCGCCUUGGCAUCGUCCGUAAACCCUCCCCGGACGUCAUCCCUCCCCCUUUCCGGGAAGCCCCAGCUUUCCGAAAUGGCGAAACAUGUCGUUCCCCUGAUGACAAUCAAAGGAUUCAUGUUGCCAUGACCCUCGACGCCAAUUAUCUCAGAGGCACCAUUGCAGCCGUCUUGUCCAUCCUCCAACACACAACUUGUCCAGAAAACAUCGUCUUCCAUUUCCUCUGGGCCAGGUUUGAACCCGGGAUCUUUUCCAGCAUCAAAACCACCUUCCCUUACCUCAAUUUCAAGGUCUACCGCUUCGACGCCAACCGUGUUCGAGGCAAAAUCUCCAAGUCCAUUAGACAAGCUCUGGACCAGCCUCUCAACUAUGCCAGAGUCUAUCUGCCGGACAUUAUUCCAACAGAUGUCAACCGUGUCAUCUACCUUGACUCCGACCUCGUUGUGGUGGACGACAUUGCCAAGCUCUGGGAGGUCAAUUUGGGUGACAAGGUCUUGGCUGCACCCGAGUACUGUCACGCAAAUUUCACCAAGUACUUCACGGAUGCGUUUUGGUCCGACCCCGGUAUGGCGCAGACGUUCCGGGGCAGGAAGCCAUGUUACUUCAACACCGGAGUAAUGGUGGUGGACGUGGAUAAGUGGAGACAAGGAGGGUAUGCUCAGAAGGUUGAGGAUUGGAUGGUGGUCCAAAAGCAGAAGAGGAUAUACCAUUUGGGGUCAUUGCCACCAUUCUUGCUUGUUUUGGCGGGAAACAUCAAGGCCAUUGAUCAUAGAUGGAACCAACAUGGUUUGGGUGGUGACAAUGUUGAAGGGAAAUGUAGAGGACUCCAUCCAGGACCAAUCAGCCUACUCCAUUGGAGUGGAAAGGGCAAGCCAUGGUUGAGGUUGGACUCGAGGAAGCCCUGCACAGUCGAUUAUCUGUGGGCUCCUUAUGAUCUCUACCGUUCAUCAAAGCACGCUUUUGAAGAAUGAAGGGACAAACUAUAGAUUUGGGGAUUUUGGAGAACAAAAUGAUGAUAUAUUAUAUUAAUAGAAGUCCUAAAAAAAUUAAAAAAAAAUUCAAGUACUUAAAUUUUAUUCAUUUUGAAGAGGGGGAAAGAGAGGAUUGUGUGUUUUUUCAUUAGGUGUACGUUUAAAAAAGUAAGGGGCCAGUGAGGUAUGCUUAAGGGGUUUUCAAUGGGGGAGAAGCAUGGAGGAAGAAGAUUUUGAGUUUUGUUAUUUGUUAAUUUCAACAAUGGCAGGAUGAUGAUUUUGUUCCAAGGGUCCUCUAUCCAUCUCAGAUUGUCCAUGUCCCUCUGAUAACUCUAUAUCUAUAUAUUAAUAUCUUUAAAAAUAUCCCAUCUAGUAUGUGAUUAAGUUCAAUCAUGCUUCUGUCUUGGGUAUGUUUUUUUUUUUGGUUUAGAUUCUUUGUUUUCUUGUUGUCUUUGGACCUCCAUCCUCUCUUGUAGUAAUAUAUAAUUUAAUUGAUCCUCCACAUUUAAUUCAGGGACUAACUUUGUUUACCAUAUACUACUACUAACAUGGUUAUGAUGAUUAUUUGAAUUUUGAGUCGAAAUAGAUGUCAUUUUUACGGAUGGUUGAGGGUCUCA